Sorex fumeus (smoky shrew) is the source of this 3786-nucleotide messenger RNA. It is a transcript of the gene POM121C, whose product is annotated as POM121 transmembrane nucleoporin C. Bases 1 to 3621 code for a protein of 1206 amino acids. The transcript is spliced from 13 exons. Gene Ontology annotation, molecular function: structural constituent of nuclear pore. Gene Ontology annotation, cellular component: nuclear pore. Gene Ontology annotation, biological process: protein import into nucleus; RNA export from nucleus. The record is from RefSeq and is a predicted model, not a curated record. NCBI's taxonomy places the organism in Eukaryota, Metazoa, Chordata, Mammalia, Eulipotyphla, Soricidae.
AUGUCUCCGGCGGCGGCGGCGGCGGCGGCUGGCGGAGGCGAGCGGCGGCGGCCCCCCUUGGCGAGCAGCCGGGACGGCCGGGGCCGGGGCUGCGGCGGCACGGCGGGAGCGGCGCUCGCCGGCCUGUGUCUGCUGGGCCUCGCGCUGUACCUGGUGCCGGCGCUGGCCGCGCUGGCCUGGCUGGCCGUGGGGUCGACCGCGGCCUGGUGGGGACUGAGCGGCGAGCCCCGCGCCCCGCGCGCCUGCCCGCCCGCCCGCCCCGCGCGGCGCCCGCGGGCCCCGCUCGCCCAGGCCACGGCCAACGGCAGCCUGCUGGAGCCGCGGAGCCUCCUCGAGGGCCCCGACCGCGCCGAGCUGCUGCUCAUGGGCAGCUACCUGGGCAAGCCGGGGCCCCCGCCGCCGCCCGCGCCCGCCGCCGCCGCCGAGGCCCGGGAGCUGCGGGAGCGGCCGGGCCGCCGCCCCCCGACGCGCCCCGCGCCGCCCGCGCCCCCGGCCGCCCGCGCCCCGCACCUCCUGCCCUCCCGGCCCUCGCCGCUCCGGCCCGCCCGCCGGCUCUCGCCCCGGGAGAGCGGGACUUUAUCAAAUCGAUUUGUAAUUACACCUCGAAGACACUAUCCAAUCCAGCAGGCCCAGUACUCCUUACUGGGGGUCCUGCCCACAGUGUGCUGGAAUGGUUAUCACAAGAAGACCGUGCUCUCCCCUCGGAAUUCCAAAAUGGUGUGCAGCCCCGUCACGGUGAGGAUUGCACCUCCUGACAGCAAGCUGGCCCGGUCCUCGCUACCAGAGCAGGUCAUCAGCUCGCCACUGUCCUCUCCGCCAAGUAAUACUCCAGACCCGUGUGCAAAGGAGACUGUACUGAAUGCUCUCAGAGAGAGGAAAAAAAGGACCGUGGAGGAGGAAGAUCAUAUAUUCACCGAGGGCCAGGAAAACAAAAGAAGGCGCCACGAUAGCAGCGGGAGUGGCCAUUCGGCCUUCGAGCCUCUGGUAGCCAAUGGAGUCCCCGCCGCAUUCGUGCCUAAGCCGGGGUCUCUGAAGCGCGGCCUCGUGGCACAGAGCGCGGAUGACCACCUGAACAAGCGCUCCCGCACGUCGUCGCUGAGCUCCCUGGCGAGCACCUGCACGGGCGGCAUCCCCAGCUCCAGCCGCAACGCCAUCACCAGCUCCUACAGCUCCACCCGCGGCCACGCGCAGUUAUGGAAGAGGACAGGGCCCAGCUCGUCACCCUUCUCCAGCCCGGCCUCGUCACGCUCCCAGACCCCAGAGAGGCCAGCCAAAAAGAUGAGAGAAGAGGAACUGACCCAGCCGUCUACUUCAACUCCGCUGGUCACAGACAAGGAGUCCCAGGGAGAAAAAGUUGCAGACCCGGCCUCUUCCAAGAAACAGAGCUCGUUCAGCUCCCCCACGACGCCCGGCGGCUCCGGGCAGCGGAAGCGGAAGAUCCAGCUGCUGCCCUCCAGACGAGGGGACCAGCUGACGUUGCCCCCGCCACCCCAGCUCGGUUACUCAGUCACUGCCGAGGACCUGGACCUGGAGAAGAAAGCUUCUCUGCAGUGGUUUAACAAGGUCUUGGAGGACCAGACGGACAUAGCCCCGGGCUCUGUCCCUGAAAACCCGCCCGCGCCCGUGCCCGUGCCCGCUUUCUCCCUGAAGCCACCCGCAGCUGAGGCUGCUCCCCCUGCGGCCCCACUACCAGAGCCCAGCGCCAGCGCAAACCCGAACCCGCUGCUGGAGAGCCUGAAGAAGAUGCAGGCUUCCCCGGGACCGCCCUCAUCCUCCUCAGGGGCUGCCACUGUGGCCACCUCGGAGGCCCCCUCGCCUCCGAAGACACUCAGUCUCCUGGCCCCGCUCGCUGUGCCCCCACCAGCACCCCUCCCAAGCACCUCUGAAGACUCCAAGCCCUCGGUCACUUUCUUGGGGCUGACCCCGACUUCCUCCACAAUCCCCAUCACUGAGACCACCAAGACCCCUGCGGCCUCUCCGGCCGAGACCACUGCCCCCUCCCCGGCCCCCAAGCCAAGCAUUCUCUUGGGGAUGCUGAGCACCCCGCCCUCCAAUCCUCCCGCUUCUGUCGCUCCUGGGGUGUCUCCGGCUCCCGUGUUCAAGCCCAUUUUUGAGACCCCCCCAAAAAGCGAAGUGGGAGGCCCCUUGCCCACAAGCCCAUCCAAGGCGGCCCCGACGGCUCCGGCGGCUCCUGCAGCUUCUUCCGGUUCUGCGCCCCCCACAACCACCGCCUCCUCGUCCCCCGCUUUCAAGCCCAUCUUCGACAGCUUGGGGCAGCCUCCAUCCGCGCCCUUGCUGACGCCCUUCUCCUUCGUGCCCACCCCCGCCGCCACCAGCGCCAGCGCCCCCACCAGCGCCAGCGUCCCCCUCUUCACAGGCCAGGCCAGUGCCGCCUCCUCGGCGGUGACUGUGGCCACAGCCAGCACCACGACGGCCACGGCCACAAAGCCUUUGUUCGGCUUCACUGUGGGCACAGUGACCAGCGUGGCGAAUAGCACAAGCGCCACCGCAACCAGCACCGCAGCCUCUUCCUCCCAGCCUUUCCUCUUCGGGACGCCCGCUACCUCCGGCACCGGCUUCCCCCCUGCCCUGGGCUCCAUAUUCCAGUUUGGCCAGUCCCCGGCUGUGACCCCCGCCACCACGGCUGCUACCUUCGGCCAGUCCCUGCCCAGUGCCACUCCAAGUAGCGGCAGCUCCAGCUUCACGGGGUUCGGCAGCGCCCUGAGCACAGCCCCGGCUGUGGCCACCAGCAGUGCCGCGCCCACCACCUUCAACAUUCCCUUUGGCUCCGGCACCAAGGCCCCCCUCCCGUCGUACCCCGCGGCCAACCCUCAGCCCACUUUUGGGGCCACUGACGGGACAUCCCAAGGGGCAGCCAAGCCAGCCCUGGCCCCAAGCUUCGGCAGCUCUUUCACUUUUGGGAACUCUGCAGCCCCCGCCCCCACGGCAGCCCCUGCUCCCGCCCAGCCCACCUUCGACAGUUCCACCCAGUAUACUUUUGGUGGCCUCAAGCCCACAGGCUCUACCUUCGGCACCGCUGCCACCACCCAGCCGGCCUUUGGCAGCACCACCUCUGUCUUCUCGUUCGGCACCGCCACCACCCAGACCCCCAGCAGUGGAGCCAGCAGCUCGCUGUUCGGCAGCACGGCGCCGUCACCCUUCACGUUCGGGGGCUCAGCAGCCCCGGCGGCCACUGGGGGUUUCGGGCUUAGUGUGGCCAAUGCUGGUACCAGCUCCACUUCGGGGGCGUUCAACUUUGGAACGGGACAGAGCGGGACCACCACCGGCACUGCCCCUUUUGGGGGAGGCCUGAGCCAGAACCCCUUGGCCGCACCCGCCCAGAGCACACCCUUUGCCUUCAGCGUGCCGAGCGCGCCCGAGAACAAGCCUGUGUUUGGAGGGACCUCCACACCCACCUUUGGUCAGAGCAACCCUGGCUCUGGGGUGGGUGCAGCGGGCAGCAGCCUCCCUUUUGGGGCGUCCUCAACACCUGCCCAAGGCUUCGUUGGAGUUGGACCCUUCGGAUCAACAGCCCCUUCCUUCUCCAUCGGUGCGGGAUCCAAGACCCCAGGGGCUCGACAGCGGCUGCAGGCCCGAAGGCAGCACACGCGCAAAAAGUAGCCCUGCGGCCCGGCCUGGCCAGUCCCCGCCCCCCCCCCCACCAAGUCCUGGCCCGACACCUACCCCGAGCGAGCAAGAGCCUCCAGCACUCGGUCCCGGGAUGUGGCCCCAGCCGAGAUCAUCCCGCAGCAAGCAGACGCUGGCCUGGGCACUGGGAGGCCACGG